This is a messenger RNA of Solea senegalensis (Senegalese sole), 4742 nucleotides long. RefSeq names its product amyloid-beta A4 protein-like. Gene Ontology annotation, molecular function: serine-type endopeptidase inhibitor activity; signaling receptor activator activity; transition metal ion binding. NCBI's taxonomy places the organism in Eukaryota, Metazoa, Chordata, Actinopteri, Pleuronectiformes, Soleidae. Gene Ontology annotation, biological process: central nervous system development; axonogenesis. Gene Ontology annotation, cellular component: Golgi apparatus; membrane raft; early endosome. The transcript is spliced from 18 exons. The record is from RefSeq and is a predicted model, not a curated record. The coding region runs from base 144 to 2402 and encodes 752 amino acids.
GGAGGAGGGAGCAACGGGAUCGGUACUGGGUUCAGAACACAUUAGCUUUCGCAGUUUCGACACACGUAACCAUCUGCCCAGACAUUUAUCAUUAACUGGAAAAUAGUGAACACAACGGGAGAGCUGGACAGCAGGAGGACGGCAUGGGAGAGCACACGGCGUUAUUGCUGUUACUGGUGGCGACCUUGACGCUUUCAUCCGAGGUGCCAGGAGAUGACUCUGUGGGUUUGCUAACUGAGCCCCAGGUGGCCAUGUUCUGUGGAAAGCUCAACAUGCACAUCAAUGUGCAGAGUGGCAAAUGGGAGCCUGACCCUUCGGGCACCAAGAGCUGCAUUGGCACCAAGGAGGGCAUCCUGCAGUACUGCCAAGAGGUGUAUCCAGACUUGCAGAUCACAAAUGUUGUGGAAGCCAACCAGCCUGUGAGCAUCCAGAACUGGAGCAAGAAAGGUCGCAAGCAAAACCGCAGUCAUACGCACAUUGUGGUGCCGUAUCGCUGCCUGGUCGGGGAGUUUGUGAGCGAUGCCCUUCUCGUUCCCGACAAGUGUAAGUUCCUGCACCAGGAGCGUAUGGACCAGUGUGAGAGCCACCUGCACUGGCACACUGUAGCCAAAGAGUCCUGUGGAGACCGCACUAUGAAUCUCCAUGACUACGGAAUGCUGUUGCCAUGUGGCAUCGACCGUUUCCGAGGAGUAGAGUUUGUCUGCUGUCCAUCUGAGGCGGAACGGGAGUCUGACAGCACAGAGGUAGAGGGACAGGAGUCGGAUGUGUGGUGGGGGGGAGCUGAGACUGAAUACACCGAUAACAGCAUGUCACGUCCGGCAGACACUGAGCCUGCCACCACAGAGGAUGAUGAAGACGAGGAUGAACAGAUGGAAACAUUUGAAGGGGAUGAAAAUGGAGAUGGCGAUGAAGAUGAAGAGGAUAUCGAGGAAGACGGCGUGACAGAUGAGCGGGAUAGCGAUGAGCGGAAUGCUAACAUUGCCAUGACAACCACUACCACCACUACCACUGAAUCAGUUGAAGAAGUUGUCCGAGCUGUGUGUUGGGCUCGUGCUGAGUCAGGCCCUUGUCAUGCCAUGCUGGAGCGAUGGUACUUCGUGCCUAAGAAGGGCCGCUGUGCUCCCUUCUUGUUUGGGGGCUGUGGGGGCAACAGGAAUAACUUUGAAUCGGAGGAGUACUGCCUAGCUGUCUGCAGCAGCUCGUUGCCCACUAUGGCCCCCAGUUCUGCAGACGCAGUGGAUAAGUAUCUUGAAUCUCCUGGUGACGACAGUGAACACACGGACUUCCAGAAAGCCAAGGAAAGCCUGGAGGCCAAACAUCGUGAAAAGAUGUCCCAGGUGAUGAGGGAGUGGGAGGAGGCAGAGAGACAAGCCAAGAACCUUCCUCGUGCUGAUAAGAAAGCUGUCAUCCAGCACUUCCAGCAGAAGGUGGAGGCUCUGGAGCAGGAGGCAGCAGGAGAGAGACAGCAGCUGGUAGAAACCCACAUGGCGCGGGUGGAAGCUCUGCUCAACAGCCGCAGACGCCAGGCUCUGGAAAAUUACCUGAGUGCCCUACAGGCCAGCCCUCCAUGGCCCCGUCAGGUAUUGAGUCUGCUGAAGAAAUAUGUCCGUGCAGAACAGAAGGACAGGCAGCACACGCUUAAACAUUACGAGCAUGUCCGCUCAGUCGACCCCAAGAAGGCUGCACAGAUUCGACCUCAGGUUUUGACCCAUUUACGUGUGAUAGAUGAGAGGAUGAAUCAGUCAUUGGGUCUGCUCUACAAAGUGCCCGCUGUGGCUAAUGAGAUCCAGAACCAAGUUGCGGUUAUAAUGCAGAGAGUCCAGACAGAUCUGUCUCAGCAAGUCUCAUCUCUGCAGAGCGACGGGCGGAUGGAUGGUAGGGUGAGUUACGGUAAUGACGCUCUGAUGCCAGAUCAGGCCUACAGCUCUGCUCCGAUGGACCCUGGCCUGGAUGGAUUCGGCUUCAUUCAUCCUGAGAGCUUCAACCAGCCCAACACGGAGAACCACGUUGAGCCUGUUGAUGCUCGUCCAAUUCCAGACAGAGGGCUGCCCACACGACCUGUCUCUGCCCUGAAGCCAGAGGAGAUGCCAGAAGUACGGAUGGAGACGGAAGAAAGGCAAAAUGCUGGUUAUGAAGUCUACCAUCAAAAACUGGUGUUUUUCGCUGACGAUGUGGGGUCUAACAAAGGUGCCAUUAUCGGACUUAUGGUUGGAGGGGUUGUCAUAGCAACUGUCAUUGUCAUUACCUUGGUGAUGCUGAGGAAGAAACAGUAUACCUCUAUUCAUCACGGCGUAGUUGAGGUGGACGCAGCAGUGACACCAGAGGAGCGUCAUCUGACCAGGAUGCAGCAGAACGGCUAUGAGAACCCCACCUACAAAUUCUUUGAGCAGAUGCAGAAUUGAAGAACUCAUCAUCAACAUUUCCUUCUGGCGUGUCCCCAAAUCACACACUCUCACCACUCGCAAGGUCUGUUCCACUCGAGUCCUUUGCCCUAAGCCUCCACAGCUUCAGUCUCUCUCUCUCUCUCACUCUGUUGAGCCGUGAAACCAUGUUUCAGUCUGUAUGUUUACAUGAUAUGUAUGAAAAAAUGUAUGAUUGUGUUAGUCCAUCUGAAAUAUAUAUACAAACAUGUUAGUCUGACUGAAAUUGUGAUGAAUCGAAUUUCUCACCCAGAUUACGUGAUUGGGAUUUGAGCUACGACAGCAUGUGUACAUAUAUAGUCAGACCAGAUUAAAGCCUGGUUUGGACUCUCUGAUCAUGUGCCACUGUUUCAGCCCCCAGCCUUUACCCAAAACUAAAAGAAGCAACCAAAUUCAGGCUGAUACAUGGCAAGGAGACAGAUUGUAUGCUCUGUUAGCCUUAAGAAUUUAAUAUUUUCAAGUUUAUUGAGCGACAUACUUCAUUCAGACAACUGAUUCCUUGCUAUUGCCUGUAUACUACGACAAGUACAGUAGUCGAGUUACAACUUAAUUGUGCAUGGAAAUGAGUGUGAGGUUUGAGUCAAAGGAACCUGACAUGGAACAAAGCCUUCUUAUACCCUGAUCCCUUGAUUGUACAGAGCUUACAUUCACCUGCAUUUGGUCAGACAAGGGUUAUCCUGUUUUAACGACCCAACCCAGCCACCGAGAACAAAACCUCAUAGUGUUUGUACUGAACCACCGCCACCCUGUUGAAUAUUUAUUUUAAGUCACGACAGUCCCGCUCUCGCAGCUGAAACCAGAAAUGUGUGAACCUGAUUAGUUAGCAGAUUAAUUCCAAGUCGCUCCGUCAUCACUCCAGCUGUUUUCUCCCUUUACCUCCAACCACGUUCCUGUUCCCCUGCUCUCAGAUGACAGCUGUGCUGUUUGAUGACAUAACAGCUUUUAGAGCUGGCAAACGAGAGGAGGGGCUCUCAGAGCUGCACAGUUACAGCCCAAGUGUUUCAGGUUUGUUUUUCAGAAAAGGAUCGAGAAAAAAUAUCAGAAAAAGAAACAUAAUCAAAAUAUGUAAAAGUUAAUUAAAAAAAAACAUUGAAUGUUUGGGUUUUUUUUAAUGUGUAAUAUAUUAAGACAAAGAAUAGCUGUAAGUAUAUGUAGUGCAUGGCAAUAUUGAUGACAGAUACAGUUAACUGUAUGUCGAGGUCCUCAGGUGCGGUCCUCUUACUAGAUAUUUUAGCAGGAUUGUACAUUUGUAGUGUCUUCUUUGUGAUCUUGUGAUAUGAAGAAGAAAGAGUAUUCAGAAUCUGGUCUGCUUUGUGGUCACACAGACUUGCUUUAACUGAAUCUUGGCUCUUAAAGCUCAUCUCCAUGCUUCACUGUUGUGUUAGCUGCAUGGGCAAAAUGCUCUUACUGUAUGUAAUAUAUGAAGUGUAAUAGUAUCCGAAAGGAAGACGAUCGUGUUACUGUUUGCGUUCUAUGCACUCUGUCAUUUUGGAAGUCUGAUUAUUAUUACCAAAUAUUAUUGCUGUUAAGUCCCUGAUAGCAAUUCACUCUGUCACUGCUGCGCAAUGUUUCUUUCUUUUUAGAAGGAAAACCAGGGAAGGUUUUCUGAAAUUAUCAUUCCAGAUUUGUUUCAUUCCACCAUCUCUCCUGAUUGUACAUAUUUGGAAGAUGGACAUCCAGCUCUCAAUGUUAAAUUUUCCCUUGUCUUUUUUCCACGCAAUCCCCAUAUUUAUCCCAUCUUUCUUUCUGUCUGUGUCAGCAAUAUUGUACAGUGCAGCAUUUUGGGGUCUGCAUGCGAGUAUUUGAUAAACAGACGGGACUCUCGGUCAGCUCUGCAAACAUUAGAGCAGUUUUGUAGAUGGUCCAAUUUCCUCUGGAUUUGUUCACAUUCACACAUUAUAUUUUUGUACAUUUCCUGUGUAUAUGUGUACAGUCAGUGCAUACGUUUGUCCUGUGGUGGAUAUUUCUUAAUCUUCACAUCUAUAGUAAAGUAACAGUCCUCACAAAGAGGUGAAGAGAAAUUGGAGAAAAACCACAUCUUACAUCAGCACUUCCCUCUCGCCCCUCAUUUAAAUUAUUUAGGCCACCUUCAGUUAACACGAAUGUGACUUGCAUAUCAUGCAUUUAUACCACAGAUAUAUAACACAUAUCACAUCUACACUGGGUGUCUUUGAAGGCUAGUGACAAAUAAGUCUGUUUGUUUUCUCAUUGAUUCAGUGACCUUCCUCUGUGUGUAGUUAAAUGAAACGUUUGCUUAGAGUAAGAAAAUUCUUUCUACACUCAUUAUACCAUAAAUAAAAUUUUGAAUGUACAUAAAACGUU